Messenger RNA from Trichosporon asahii var. asahii CBS 2479, 3342 nucleotides. RefSeq names its product ATPase. The transcript has 5 exons. The record is from RefSeq and is a predicted model, not a curated record. NCBI's taxonomy places the organism in Eukaryota, Fungi, Basidiomycota, Tremellomycetes, Trichosporonales, Trichosporonaceae. Bases 1 to 3342 code for a protein of 1113 amino acids. Gene Ontology annotation, cellular component: mitochondrial outer membrane. Gene Ontology annotation, molecular function: ATP binding; ATP hydrolysis activity.
AUGCGUAUACCAACCCAAACAACAUCACUCAACGUGCUGCGCACACGGGUCGCCACCCCCAGUGCCAGCCGCACGCUUUCUUCCACCAACGUCCAGCAGUAUCCCCGGACACCGGCCCGAGCUCGCACAGUCACUGCCCAGCCUCCUCCGCCGGUGACACCUCCGACAGAGCCGCCUACCUCCCCCUUCGCCCACACGACUCCCAAGGAGGAGCACACUGCCCCGGGAGCCGAUCAUAGCGAGGGCGACGCCCCGGAGUCGCUCUUCCCCGGCGUGACUACGACCUUGAUGUCUCCGACAAAGCCGGAGGGCAAACUAGCCCCCGAGCUCAAGUCGCUGUAUAACCACCUCGCUACUUCCUUCGUGCCGACGAACCAGCCCGCGCACUCCGCCAAGCUGCAAGACUCGCCACUGGGCAAGGUGUUUGUGCCGGCAGAGCGCAGCUCGGAGGACCCGGUCAUUGCUCUCGUGUCGCCGUUCGAAGGCGGAGACGUCUACAAUGCGAAGGCUGUUCACGAUGUCGCGUCUCAUCUGAACGCCGAUGUUGUGCGUUUGGACCUGGCACUGGGAGUCGGCUUUGACGGACCAUCGGCGCCGCUAGCUGACACUGUGAACCCCCUGUUCCAGACGCAGGAGGCCCGGGAGAAGGACAUUCAGCAGGAGCAGGCCCACGAGGACGAGCAGGGUAUGGACGGCGAGGACGACCCGCACGGCAUGCCCAACAUGAUCCGUCUGCCCAUGUUCGCCGUUGCCGGUGGCGAGCAGUUCGGCGGGAUGCAACCCGGACCUCGCCGACCAGAGGUCAACGAGGACUGGGUCAACUUCUUCAGCUCGAUCAUCAACAUGCAGAACCCGCAGGGUGAUGCCGCGGACCGCCGUGUCAUCCUUCUUGAGUCUACCUCUGCCAUGUCGCCCACGUUCGAGAUAUGGUGGCCUUCCUUCCUCGAGGCUGUCCGACAGCGCCGCCGCGGACCUCCGCCCCCGAAGACGCCGAAGAACGCUAAGCCUACUCGCCCGGCGGCUCCGACGACAACCAAGCCGACUACUAUUGUCCUGUCGAUCCCGCCUUCCCUCCUCCCCACGCACAUGAAGGAGUUCAUGAAGCCGAGCGACGCCGUUGACCCGGGCCACGAGGAGCGGAUCCGCGGUGUCAUCGAGGCGUUCGGCGCUUCUGUUGGUCAAAUCAAUGUCAUUGACGGAUCUGAGCGUGGAGAGCAGGAGAAGCUCUGGUGGAGCGGAGAGGAACGGGAUAUGGAGAGUAGAAAGAGGCGUGAGGAGCGUCGUCUCAACGCGAUCUUUGCUGGACACAACCAGCGUCUCCUGCCCGCAUUCACCUCGUCUCCGGGUGGUCAGGCGCCCGCCAACCCUAUUCUCGAGAUGCUGACCGGCGGCAAGAAGCCGAAGGGCGACCAGGGUAACAGCAACUCGAUCGUCUGGAAGAUUGUGCCCAUCGUUCCCGCCAACCGCGACCGUGUUCUGGAGCAGCACGAGCGUCACACCCGUCGACGGGCAUUGAACGCCGCUAUCAUGACCAAGGCCGUAAGUCAACUUGGUGCCGUCCUCGAGGAGCCGCGGGACAUGCUCGGCGUCCCGGGAACGACGCACCCCGCUCGCGGUCGUGCUCGUCGCCUCGAGCGCCGUCGCAACGGUACUCCCGAAUGGAGCGAGUUUAUCAUUUCCUGGAAGGAGGCUGUCGACCUCGCUAGCUUCGCGGUCGGCCGCGCUGCCAUGAAGGACCCGAAGAACACUGAGCGCAUCUCUCUUACCUGGAAGGACAUCGAGGAGGCUCGCAACGAGCACUACGACUCUAACCAGGUCAUCCGCGACACUGUCUUCAACUACAUCGACGCCGAGCUCAAGCAGCGCAGGGCCUCCGCUACCGAGGCUGAGAAGGGUACCGGCGACAGCACCGUCGAGGACGUCAAAAACGCCAAGGACCUCAACAAGCACGAGAAGCGCUUGCUUCACUGCAUUGUUGACCCGAAGAAGAUCUCGGCUGCGUCGUUCAACGACGUCCACCUUCCCUUCAAGACGAUCGACGCGGUCCGAACAGUCAUCUCGCUCCCGCUGCUCUUCCCCGAGGCCUUCCAGGGCGGUAUUCUGAAGGACCACGUCACGAGCGGUGCGCUCCUCUUCGGUCCUCCCGGAACCGGAAAGACGCUCCUCGCGCGUGCCAUUGCCGCCGAGAGUGGCGCCAGGAUGAUUGCCAUCCAGCCCUCCGACGUCAACGACAUGUGGGUCGGAGAGGGUGAGAAGCUCGUCAAGGCUGUGUUCUCCCUCGCCCGUCGCCUGGCUCCGUGCGUCGUGUUCAUCGAUGAGGUCGACAGUUUGUUUGGCGCCCGUUCGGCCCGCGACUCGUCGGGUGGUUCCAAGGCGCACAACCAGAUCCUGACCGAGUUCAUGCAGGAGAUGGACGGUCUCAGCUCUGCCAGCGCCAACCGCGAUGCCCGCGUAGUGGUCGUCGGAGCGACCAACCGGCCGUUCGACCUCGACGACGCCAUCCUGCGUCGUCUCCCGCGUCGUCUGCUGGUCGAUCUUCCCACUGAGGACGACCCGAUCCUGGAGAUCCUGCUCAAGAACGAGAACCUCGCCGCCGACGUCGACCUACGCAAGCUGGCUAAGAGGACAGAGGGCUUCUCUGGCUCUGACUUGAAGCCUUUGGCUAGUGUGAAGGACGACGUGGUAGUGCCCUGGAAGAAGCAUGGUGCCAAGGCGACCAAGGUCAAGCCCGUCCACCACGCUUCUGGCAGUGUGCACCACCCCGACACGGGUGGCAACCGCAACCCCGUCAGCGAGCCGGCAAAGCAACCCAAGGAGGAGAUGCCCGCCAUCGCCACCGAGGGCGAGGUCGAGGCUACCCCGCACAUGUCCGCGGACCCUACCGCGAGCAACUCGGCUGCCGCCAAGAUGCUCGAGGCUGCCCACGAGGCUGCUCUGCACGAUCUCAAGACCGGUGGCAUGUCGGCUUUGGCGCAGUCUCGAGGCUUCUUCACCUCGGCCACUGCGCAGAACGCCAAGGCUGAACCCCCCAGUGCUAGCGAUGCUUCUAACUCUUCUGUCCAGGAGAACCCGGAGGAGGCUGAGCCCAUCGAGCCGAUCUCGUCUCAGAAGCUGAGUCGUGUCCUGCGGGCCAAGCACUUUGAGACGGCGCUGGGCGAGAUCCGACCCAGCUCCAGCGAGGAGGGCACGAUUGGUGAGCUCCGCAAGUGGGCUGAGCUGUACGGUGAGGGUGGCACGAAGAAGGGCAAGAAGAGCGGUUUCGGCAAGGGCUUCGGCUUCGGCGAGGAGGCGAUCACGCGGAAAGGCUUCGGACGUGUGGACACGGACGACGCGGACAAGUAG